AUGACCAAUGUUUCCAAAGUACCUAUACAGACUUUCGUCUUCUUUGACUUGGAAGCUACUGAUCUGACACGGCCACGCAUCACUGAACUGUGUCUACUGUCUGUCCAGCGUGAAGAGUUGCUGACUCGUGAAGGUUCUCCCAGGAUCGUAAAUAAGCUGACUAUCUGCGUGCAUCCACAAAAGCCUAUCAGUUUAAUAGCCAGUGACAUAACAGGUCUAUACAAUGACAGCCUGGAAUCCCAAACUUCAUUUGACAAAAACGUUGUUGACAUUAUCACCCUUUUUCUGUCCAGACUACCACAGCCGGUUUGUCUGGUUGCGCAUUAUGGAAAUGGUUUUGACUACCCACUUCUUAAUGCAGAGUUGAAACGUGCCAAGUGUGAGCUUUCUUUGGAGGUGUUGUGUGUAGACAGUCUAGAUGCUGUCAGGUCCAUAGAUACAAAAAUCUUGUAUGAGGAGGAACGGGCACUGAUCGAAAUCCAAAACCAGAAUAAUACAACACCUGUACGUCAGGGAAUCCAGGAUGUCAGUCAAAAUGAUUUCAGAAUUUCAGAAGAUCAGACAAGACCUGCCUGUACUGCCACUGUCAAACAAGACUCCAUGCAUGCGAAACGUAACGCUGAUACAGACAGCAUUGAUCAUGUUAGGAAAAGACUUUUCACUGGUGCAGAGAAGAAUGUCAAAGAGGCAGAAAGCAUGGAAAACAAAUCUUGUUUAAAGGAAGAACUAUCUGCAAAAGACGCAAGUCAGGUUGUUGAAAAUUCAGAGAAAAUACAAGCUGAUGCUGCUGUUGUACAACAAGCAUCCCCACAACAGCCCAUGGCUCGAGCAGUGGAACAGAAUGUUGAGUCCUUAACACUCAAGUCUGAAUACAGUGCCACAGACGACAUGCUAAUGGCAGCUGUUGAUUUUAUUGAGGCAAAUGAGAACCCAGAUAAGACUUGUACACCUCUGAGGAAAUGUCUGAAUUCUAAUGGAGGUAGUAGUACUGAUGUAACCCCAGUAAAUUCAAGAACACAAAUUUCAGAUAUUUUAUAUGGUGAUCAGGGACAAACUACACCUAUUGUUUUACCCAGAUUGUCAUACAAACUAGAGGAGAUAUAUUUACGCACUUUUGGUCAGAAACCUCCAUUGUCUCAUAAUGCAGAGGAUGACUGUGUGACCUUGAUGAAGGUUUGUAAAAAGAGGUGUCCACAAUUUAUAGAGUGGGCAGACCAACACCAGGUGGCACUUUCCAGUGUGGUACCUAUAUUCUGA
Ylistrum balloti is the source of this 1257-nucleotide messenger RNA. RefSeq lists its product as uncharacterized. The transcript is spliced from 2 exons. NCBI's taxonomy places the organism in Eukaryota, Metazoa, Mollusca, Bivalvia, Pectinida, Pectinidae. The record is from RefSeq and is a predicted model, not a curated record. Gene Ontology annotation, cellular component: cytoplasm. Bases 1 to 1257 code for a protein of 418 amino acids. Gene Ontology annotation, molecular function: nucleic acid binding; 3'-5'-DNA exonuclease activity. Gene Ontology annotation, biological process: DNA catabolic process.